GAUUGGCCUCUGCGGUCGAGUACUAACUCGUUCCCGGCCAAUUCAACUUGCAACCAGUCCUCGAGUCCUGGAUCUAUUCACCUGCGGUCACACUUACGAAUCUCUACCUAACAAUGACAUGUUGAAACCGAGUCUUUAUUCUCUCAGUCCUGCAUUACCACGUGUUUCCCUUCGUGUGACUGGAGCCCAUAGACCCUGUUGGAUCGACCGAGGCCGAGUGGGCAUCGGUGUGCUCAAUUUAACCAUGGCGGACAAAAUGUCGACGUAUUCUCCCCUCUCGGCCAAGGUCACCGCGGUCGAGACGAUGAAACCAGAAGAAGCGAAAUGGAUCACAUUGAAGAAGAUCACAUAUCAAGACCCUGCGGGCAAGUCGAGGACGUGGGAAUCUGCUGAACGACAGACACGACCGAAAGGCACCGAAGUCGACGGCGUCGGCGUCAUCGCCGUGCUCAACGACCCCAACUCGUCCGAAGGCCCCUCGCUACUUCUACAAAAGCAGUUCCGCCCUCCGCUCAACAAAGUCACGAUCGAAGCACCUUCGGGUUUGAUCGAUGAAGGCGAGGACCCUGCAACGGCGGCACUGCGCGAAUUGAAAGAAGAGACGGGUUACAUUGCCACGAUACCCAAGGAUGCAAAGGCCGCAGAGGGAUUUUUGAUGUGGAACGACCCGGGGUUCUGCAACACAAAUACAAAGAUGAUCUUUGUCGAGGUCGACAUGUCGGACCCCCGCAAUCAGAAGGGGAAUCUUAAGCCAGAACUCGAGGAUAGCGAGUAUAUCGAGACUAUUACCAUUCCGUUGGACAACCUGUGGAACGAGCUCACCGAGCUGGAUAGGCAGGGAUAUGCGGUGGAUGCCCGUGUUGGUACGCUGGCACAGGGCAUGGAGAUGGCCAGGAAAUGGAAAGAGGCGCUGAACAAAGCUCCGUCGUGAGACGGACAGGCUUGGACCAGAACUACAGUACGAGUAGAGAGUUGCGAUGCGCCGCGAUAAAGAGGGCAUUCGCGUUGACAGACUUGUAGCACGCAGACCGGUUAGGCAUACAGGUACGACUUGGUCUGCAUACUAUUACGUUGACAUUAAGAAGGGGCUCGAACUGUAGAAUCGGUGUCAAUAAAUGUAUUCACUUAAUGGCAUGCGAUGUAAAGGUACCUAGGUAUACCCUGGGCAGUGUACAGUCCCAGUAUCAGGAAGUGUUACAAUAUACAAUGUAGACCC
Exophiala dermatitidis NIH/UT8656 is the source of this 1216-nucleotide messenger RNA. Its product is annotated as ADP-ribose pyrophosphatase. The transcript is spliced from 3 exons. NCBI's taxonomy places the organism in Eukaryota, Fungi, Ascomycota, Eurotiomycetes, Chaetothyriales, Herpotrichiellaceae. Bases 119 to 931 code for a protein of 270 amino acids. Gene Ontology annotation, biological process: nucleoside phosphate metabolic process; ribose phosphate metabolic process. The record is from RefSeq and is a predicted model, not a curated record. Gene Ontology annotation, molecular function: ADP-ribose diphosphatase activity. Gene Ontology annotation, cellular component: nucleus; cytosol.